Messenger RNA from Gadus chalcogrammus (walleye pollock), 1187 nucleotides. RefSeq names its product interleukin-8-like. NCBI's taxonomy places the organism in Eukaryota, Metazoa, Chordata, Actinopteri, Gadiformes, Gadidae. The record is from RefSeq and is a predicted model, not a curated record. Gene Ontology annotation, biological process: neutrophil chemotaxis; antimicrobial humoral immune response mediated by antimicrobial peptide; inflammatory response. The transcript has 4 exons. Gene Ontology annotation, molecular function: CXCR chemokine receptor binding; chemokine activity. The coding region runs from base 115 to 480 and encodes 121 amino acids. Gene Ontology annotation, cellular component: extracellular region.
UUCAGCAGUGAAAGUGAUAAGAGCUGUGCAGAGAGAAGAAAAGUAGCGAAGAACCUGUCAAAUAUCAGAAGAUCAGAAAACCUCAGUUGUUAAAAGUUUGAUUGUUUUCUAAAAAUGAAGAUGACAAGCGGCAAAAUCCCCAUCAGCCCUCUACUGGUUUUCCUGGCCUUGCUGACCAUUACUGAAGGUAUAAGUCUGCGGGGGUUGGGGAUGGAACUACGCUGCCGCUGCAUCCAGACAGAAAGCCGUCAGAUUCGUCCUCACAUCAGGAAGGUCGAGAUCUUUCCGGCCAAUUCUCACUGUGAAGAAUCUGAGAUCAUUGCCACUCUGAAAAUAUCAGACCUAGAGGUCUGUCUGGAUCCUGAAGCUCCAUGGGUCAAGAAAGCUAUUGAGAGGAUGAUGUCAAGCAGAAGACGUUUAAAUCUCCAAACAGAAUUGUUCAAUGCUGGGCUGUUUGUGGACAAGCACCAUCAGAAGUAGUAUUACCAUGAGGAGACAAGGUCACUGAAUUGUUGUUGUGGUUGACGGAAUAUUUGUGUUAUGUUCGUGGUGAAUUAGUGCCGGGCACUAUUAAGCUAUACCUCGAAUAAUUGUUGCAUGAAACAUGAAUAUGUUACGUUUCAUUAUUAGCAUAUAUUUUUUAUAAGAGAGUUGUUUUAUCUACCUCUGAGGGAGUUUUCCCUUCUUUUCUCAAUUGUAUAACUUGGAAAAUGUUUAGAAACUUCUUGAAUUAAGUAUUGUAUUCAAGUAUCACAUUCAAUUAGUUCCAUUUUUGGCAGUUAGAGUUCUGAAAAUACGGCUACAAAACGAUAAAUUCACGUCAAAAAGAGUACGACCUUUGCUGGAGACGUGAAACCCCGCCCCUCUCCCCGAAACCGCGAAGGACGUCGUCCAAUCAGCCCCUUGAUGAGUCACAGCAGAGUGACCCCAGCCCGCGCCCCCCAGCGGUCGAGGGCUUCGAGUGGUGCCUCCCUCACACAUCUCCGUAUCAGCCAGCCGACCUUUGGCUGGUGAGCUACUUCAGCAGCGCUAUUUGGAGCGCAGAGUGGAGCGGGUGGUGUGGCAGGAUGGGCUCGGUGAUCACAGCCUGCCCACCGGCCGUCGAUAGAGAGAGCUGGGCGGCCCUGGAGCUGCUGCUUCAUCUGUGCAGCCUCUAGCACUCCAUAUGCUAAUCCGAUAUGCUUUAC